Molecule: messenger RNA, 12788 nt
Organism: Lytechinus variegatus (green sea urchin)
Lineage: Eukaryota; Metazoa; Echinodermata; Echinoidea; Temnopleuroida; Toxopneustidae
Gene: plce1
Product: 1-phosphatidylinositol 4,5-bisphosphate phosphodiesterase epsilon-1-like
Exons: 41
Coding region: 31-10872 (3613 amino acids)
Biological process (GO): small GTPase-mediated signal transduction; lipid metabolic process; phosphatidylinositol-mediated signaling
Molecular function (GO): guanyl-nucleotide exchange factor activity; phosphatidylinositol-4,5-bisphosphate phospholipase C activity; protein binding
Source: RefSeq, a predicted model, not a curated record
CGGCGUCUGGUGGAGGCGGUCUGUCGUCGAAUGGAGAAACAAAGAUCACGAACGGGUCUAGGAGCUGUUCUCAAAUCGUCCAGGGGGCGACGAGCAAGCUUACAACCAAGUGAAGAAGCUCCUAGAUUAACAUCCAUUGGUCGACGUCUCAGUUCGUUGACUAAAGAAGGUCCGCCCCACGGUCCUGACCAUUAUCCCCUGGGCUCACCGAGUUUUGGAUCACCGCUAGGAUUGGCUCAUCCUAAACCAGCAGGAAGGUUUGGUAUACCAAACAACAAGCUUCCAAGUAAGUUCCGCAAGUUCUCCCUCCCAAAGUUGAAGAGCAUCCCUUGCAUAGCAGCAUUGACGAUCAACAUGUCAUUGUUGGUUGGUGAAGUCGAGAGUCCACCAGGUACCGUGCUUGCCGAUGCCCAACUCCUUCGACUCGCCAUUCAAAGAAAUAAUGUGGAGAGUGUGACAGAGGUUCUUGAUCGGCAUUAUGAGUUGUUCAACGUCGGACCCGAAGCAGCGACUGCACCAUCAACACCUCAGCCACACAGGCGAAGCAGAAGCGAUAGUUUGCAGGUGGAGGUCCUUUUACAGCAGAGCACUGCACUCAUCAACAAGUUCCAAGAUGGAAGGGUCACUCCUGAACCAGAAGAAGAAGAACCUGCGGAACUGAAAGACACCGUUCCUUUGGUAUUCAAGAAUGCACUUCAUCUGGCCAUUGCUCACGGGUCUCUGGAUGUGGUUCAACUGCUUUUGAAGCGUGGUAUUGAUCCUUGUUUGUCUGGAAGAUGCAGAUACAGUCGGCAACCUACCGGGCAAUCAGAUGAGACAGGUUCGCCUACCAAUGGCCGGUACAGCUAUGUAGACAUUGACGAUGCUUAUCUGGAUAGACCUAGUUUAUUUUUCGCUGUGCAUAACGCAAGUGCCGUCAUUGUUCGCAUGUUACUUCGGUAUGGUGCUGUACCAGACCAAACGGACUGUGAUCGUUGUACUCCUUUACAUGUGGCUGCAAGGGGGUUUCAUCAACGAUGGGAAUGCGCUCAAGUACUGCUUGUCCAUGGAGCCAGUAUAUUGAGCCCUGAUAAGGAUGGUAUCCGACCAGUAGAUCUGGCUCCUCGUCUGCGGAAGCUCCAAAGAAGGAUUCUCCUAGAUCACCUUGACGUUCUAUCUCCGGACAAUCUUCACCUGCAUUGUGAAGAUGGUCCAAGAGUACGGAUUAGACCUCUCCGUGAUAGCAGAAAGCAUUCAUCCGGUCUGAUGGCAUUACCAAGGUUUGUCGCUCGUGUGGCACGAUCAAGGUCACCGAACACCAACGAAAAGGAUCGACGAGCGACAGUGUGUGUAUCAAACGAUAACGAGGCCGAGGAAGAGAAGGCAAGAUCACGGGCGGGGAGGAAGAUGAGCUUCUGGGGCUGGCCUAAGAGACGACGUAAGUCCCGUGAGGAUUCGAAGGACAGUGAUUGUGAUCCGGGUGAACAAUCAGCCCCUUGUGGAGUUGCUGUCAGUGUUUCCGGGACACCAGGUGGCUCGAUGAAAGAAAAUGUACAGAUCACCACAGAAACUGAAACACCAACUAAGAACCCGACAAGGAGAACAGGAAAAACGAUGCUGGUGUCAGCAAACAUUGAUGAGUGUUACGAAGCCUUGUUGGCAGAGCAGAGUGUUGAGACACUAAAACGUCUUUCUGGGAAUAAUGAAUGCAUUCCGCUCCUUCUUAAUCGCCUACCACAUUGUGUACCUCGUCUGUUAACAUUAGCCAACAGUCUAGGAGAAGAAAUUAGCCAGAGUAUCAGUCAAAUCGUUCUCAAUCUUACACAGUUGAUAAAAGACGACUUGGAGGAAGGUCUCUUGUUUGAAGUGCCGUAUGGAUCUGCCCAGAGGGAAGAGAGUUGGGAACAUUUGGCCAGCUUGUGCAAGUUGGCUGUGUUGCUGUUUCCUGCGUCAGGCUCGGUUCGUCUAGCAGCCAUCGUGACCUACAAUCAGGUGCUUGAAACAUUCCUAAUGAUGGGGGACCAACAGACAGCGCAGAGGAGACUAGGUCUCUCGCGCCAAAAUGCGGAGGAUGCCAAAGAUGGCCCGUCCUCCCUCGAACCAUCGGAACCCAAAUCACCCAAGAGGGGUGGAUUCGUGCAAUCAUUACGUAACAGUUUCAGACGGAAAUCGUCAUCGAGUAUCGGACCAAAGCAGGACUCACUCUCACCGAAGUCCGCAGAGAAAUCAAAGUACCUGCAGGUCGAGAGUGCAGUUGAUAAGGACAAUCUUUCUACAUUCCAGACCACAUCUUUGUCAGCAGUCCUGACAACCCUAAACCAGGUUGUAGCCCGUGAUGACCGCAUUGCCCAACUGAAGGCGGUCAUCUGUAGGAAUAUACCAGAAACGGACAUGACGAUGAUUCCUAGAACUGGUCCAGGAAGUCGGCGAGGUGUAUUUAGUCAUCGGACAUCUUACACCUCACAUGGACACCGGGACGAUUCCAACCAACCGGUGGUUCAGGCGGCACUCCGCUUGUUAUCUUCAUUAGAUAUUAACCUCCUAUUAGAAUGUAUCCAGACCGUCGGCAUCGCUCCUGCCACACCCUCAUCCAAUACCAAACUCCACAUUUAUACGACUAAGCCCAGGGAGAAGACUGACUGUAAAGCCAAAGGAUUCCCGACCACAUCUAUCCCAGGGAUUCGGAUAUCCCAAUCCGAUGAUGACAAUCUCGAUAGUCCUCACAAGACUAGUGAUAAAACUAAACCAAACAGUACCGAUCCUGUGCGACAGGCUAGGAUUCUAUCAGCGCGUGCUCUGCUAACCAUUGCUAGCUUGCCAAGCACCAGAAGAGCCCUUGUUAGGGUGGAACAUCUUCAUAGACUCUUAAACGUCUUGGAGCCGACAGGAGACAAGCAAUUCUUGUGUUUAAUUCUUCAAGUCUUGGAGAGUUUGUCACUCGACCCACAUAACCACGCACCGAUGCAGGCUGCAGGUUUAGCUCAUCGCUUGGAAAGUAUUCUCAAGUUACAGCGAACGGAGACCACGGAACCAGAGGAAAGCGUACCGGGCCAGUCCUGGGGGCCAGCAGACAGUAAAGUGCUACAUCACAUCCAGCUGCAUGCUGGGAGGAUUCUCGUGUAUCACGGUUUUAUUGAACAACUUCAAAGGCACACUCAGGCAUCCAUCUUAGAAUUAGAAGCUAAAGUAUGCGGACAGGAUGUAUCGGAGUAUGAGUAUGCUUGCUUCAGAUUGAGGAUUCAACAAGCCAAGGAUAUACCCCCUGCUACAUCCUUAGAACGUCUAGUCUUGCUAUCACUCAGUCAAGGUGAACGCGGCAGUAGGUCGCCCUCUGUUGUCUCGUCAGAGAGACUGUCUCCCAUCCCGGCGAAGCGAACGUGCCUCGCAGUGGAGGUUCAGUCACUGCAAAUAGACAGCGAGGAGACUAGUAGUAUAGGUCAUGGAAUUCCACAGCGAGAGAUUGAGAUUGAACGUCCAGAUGGAGGCUGCCCUCUCUUGGAAAGUUUACCUGUUUGUGUCCCACCUCCUAUUGCAUUCAGAGUUUUACAGCACAUUCUCUUGGCUACCAGUGGAGGAAAGAGACGAGGAUUGUUUGCUAUGAAUACCAGCAGCAGUGGUAGCGCAAAUAAUUCCAAGAGGAUACUUCAAGAAAAGGUUCUUCAAAUGAUCCGGCGAUGGGUAGAAAACAUUCCAGAAGACUUUCUUCAAGACAAGCUGAUGAGGUCUGAAGCCACCAAGCUCCUGCAACGACUACGCCUUCUGGGACUCUCAGGACAUCCUCUGGCUGAUCAGUUGUCCCUUCUCUACCAACAACAAGAGGAUACCCUGUCCCUACGCAGCCUUGGAGGUCGCUUCCGUAACCACCAUCACCACCACCAUGCCCACAUCUCCCGAACCUUUUCCUCUCCCGCGGUCAGAGCCAGCAUCCAGAGCGCUCCUCCCCUCAUCAUGGGUUCACCCGUUGGGGAGACUUCGUCAGCGGAUAAACUCUCGCUUCAGUCAUUCCCUGGGUCCUACAAGAACAUGGGUUCUGCUAACUACAUCCAUAAGGUGACUGGGAAUCGGUCUUUGACUGGAUCCAGUACAUCCAGUCUGACCUCCUUGAACAGUGUUCAGGGUGUUGGUCAGAUUUCUCUUGUGGAUAGAUCAACGGUUCUGCUGACUUCUGAAGAUCUUCACUGCCUUUAUCAGAGGUUGCAGAAGUCUGUCCUUGAUGGAAGCUUACCCUGCAGUCAGGAAGAUGCUGCCAAACUAGCCGCUAUACAGAUCAUCAUCAAUAACCUGACAUCCUUUCACCAGAAGAAAAGCCAGUCAACUCCAUCCAGUCCUGCCAGUCAUACAUUCCUCCAGACCAAUGCUACAGCUACAAGUACCCAGAAGCUUUCCAGUUCCAGUUCCAGCAACCGUACCUUGGUAGAUUCAGAACCUGAAUGGCACUGCUAUGGGGUGGACCACAUAGCAACAAGAGAGACCAGUAUCUUGGACAGUGGACCUGGUCCUAGCGUUGGGUUCUUUGCCUCGGCUCAAAGGCGUUUAUCCCGCCAGAGCUCGAAGCAAGACUCCUCACCUCUAGGACAUUCCUUGCAGUCAGGACGGAAGGCUUCAUCAGCAGAUGUGGGUAGCGAAAUCACGGAGAGGAGUUUGUUGGAUAAGAUAUCUGUGGAUUCUAUCAAACUGUGCUUACCAUAUGGAUGUUCAGGAUCGAAGGUUGUCCAGAAGGCAGUCAAGAAGUUCCAUACGACGUAUACUACGGUGAUGGGUGACCUCAAGGAAUCUACCUCAGGGAAGAUUCACCAUGCCAAGCAGCUCUAUGUGGAUCUUUGUAAGAGGAUACCAUCCUUCAACAGUAAGGUGUUUCACGUCAAGGAAUUGUACGGACAUAGACUCAAGAAGAAGGCCCAUCGGAUCUUGUGCAUCAAUCGUCAUCAUAUAGUACUACUGAGUACAGCUACAAAAGCAGUGGUACAGUCCACACCAACUGAUCAGCUUAAGAAUUGGCACAUUGAUGCUUGCCAUAGUGGUCCUCUAAGCAGUCUAUUAGUGGUGGAAUUCCAGGGUAAGCCCCAGUGGACUCUACAGCCUUUGUCACUCGCGGAGCUGAGAGCCAUCUGCGGAGCACUAUCAGCCAACAUGCAGGAGGCGUCCUCUUCCAACCCGGUAUCGGAUAGCAUCCCGGAUGGCGUUGUCACGGCAUCAGCGCCUUCUACACCAAGUCUUGAUCGGGUACCGUACUCAGAUUCCCCAGUUCUAGACUCCAAGAGUCUUCUCGCUCAAAGUGCAUUAUACCACGAAGAACUUUCAAGAUGCGGACGUCUUCUCAACUUCCCCGAGGAGGUAGCCCUCAUCCUAACACAGACAGAAUUCAAGCUCUUCAACGAGGUUCCACCGGCAAGCUAUGUCCGCCAUAUCGGUCACAUGACCUUACCGUUGCCCGAUAAUUCAGCACAGCAGAGAAAGUCUGUUAGGGAUCUAGAUAUCAGGUUUCAUGAGGUUAGCAAUUGGGUGAGAGACAUGAUUUUGGGAGUGGAAGAUCAAGAAGGUAAAGUUAGGAAUGUACUCAGCUUUAUUCAGGUGGCCAAUUCAAGUUGGAACCUCGGUAACUUCAAUACGGUCAUGGAGAUCUUAGAUGGUAUAAGAUCUGAAAUCCUGAAGCCAGUGUUUGAGAACAUGAAAGACUGUGACAUGCAAGGACUCUCUGCCUUACAGUCAGCCAUCAAGUCCAGUGCGACGGAAUACAAGGAGGCUGUAGAUAGAGCACUGAACAUCCCUGGAUGCUCCGUGGUGCCUUAUUAUGGGGCUUUCUUAGAGGAGCUUCAAGUGAUCUGGGAUGAGAAUGUCCCUACCAUGACAAACACUGAUGCAGUCUCAGAGCUUGGUGAUUAUCUGUGGAAUAGUAAUGAGAGAUCAGGAGGUCUGCCAACAUCCAUCCCUGCAACAGGUUUAAUCAACACUGAUAAGAUGUACAGGGCCAAUUGGGUUCUGAAUGAUAUAAGACUGUGCCAAGAGAUGGGGAAAGCAAUGAGAUCUGGAGAAGAGGUUGAUGGUACUAUUCCUGAAAACAAGUCAACUCAGAGUGAUAGUGAUGCUUCUGACUUGAGUUUUGUAACAUGUUGUGAGGAUUCCUCCCCCUACGAACCCAUCCAAGCUAUCGCCAACCCAACAGGAAUUGAGAUCAUACCCCAUCAACUCUUUGAUUCCGACCUACACACACUCCAAUUCAUGCAUCACGGUUCUUGUGUGUCUCUCUUUGACGAAGACUGCUCAGGGCGCAACGUCCUGAGCUUGAUGAAACUGGAUGUCUGCAAUGCAAUCCUUGUUUGGGCCAAGUCCGUGGAAAGUCCCAGAGAGGAGGAUCUAGACCUUCACAUGAUCUGUAGCGUCAUGUUGUGCACCAAGUAUCAUUCCUCAAACCUUGCCAACACGAGUAGUUUAGAUGGAGGCUACCUUGAUCUCUCCUAUGCAAAGUCAAUCUCGAUCAAGACCGGGACCAGCAUGGAAUCGGCAGCCUCCAGCACCGGUACCUCUGCAACGGUAUCACCUCGUAAGACGGACGCCCCCAUGACGCUUACCCCAUCUAGUAAGGAAGAAUUGAGUUGUAUCAGUAUCGUAUACGGUACAGGAAUCACCGACAAUAGAGUACUGUCUUUCUGCGUGCCGUCCUUGACGGCAUCUAUGUGGCACCAAGGGUUGAGUAUGGUGAUCAGAGCGUCCCAAGCAUUACAUAAGUUUGCAAUGGACAAGAGACUGCAGAAGCUACAGAGAGAGUAUAUGAAUCUGUUCUUUGAGGCAGCUAGGUGCGCCGGACCAACACCAUUGGAAGCUGUCAAGGUGUUUGGUGGUAAGAAUGCUGCAAUGAAGAAACUAUCCACAGAAAGACAGAGUAGUACGGAUACAGAGACUAAGAAUGUCAGCCUGGAUAGACUCAUGAUCCAGACCCCAAUGAGGAUAAUGCUACGGAGGAAAUCUUCAACUAAGAGCAUCGAAACGCCAGGUUCACCUUUGGGCAGACGAUCGCGGAAGAGUCUUCGGAGCAAGAGUCGCAAGAAGGUGCACCAGCGUGCCUAUACCAUUGAUGUCUCAACGUUGUCACUAGGGGGCAGUAUGCAAGAUGGUGAUACCAAUAGUUUUGUUGGCGGUCAGACGAUGGAAGUGAACGAGAAUGGGAUGGUGAAAACCACCCCUAUGGUUGAUGUGUCAGUCAGCAAUGAUGAGACAUUGCUGUCUGUAACCCCUACCAACGACGAUCCUCAAAUGCCUUCUGAACAUGAUAUAUUUGGUAGGAAACGAAGCAGUUCAUCUAUUGGUUGCGACGGUCAGAGGUCCCUAACAAUGAACAGUAAUUUGUCUUUCAUAGAAUUUGUUGAGCUGUUCAAAUCGUUUAGUGUGUGUUCAAGAAAGGAAUUGAAGGAUAUUUUUGAUACCUACGCUCUGCCUUACAAUGCCAACAAAGAUGCCUCCAAAGACAAGCAACCAGAACUAUAUUACCAUGGUAACCGAUCUGUUAGUCAGGUGGAAGAAACCAGCUUCAUAGGAGUUGGAGUCAUCAGCCUGACACGGAACUCUUUCCCACCGCUGGUGCCGGAUUCAACUCGCAGAGUGACCAACGCCAUCGCUGCUGCUAGUGUACAGACCAAUAGUUCCGGUACGCAGUCGGUAACAUCACAUGUGAUCACGCAAGAAAGAUUCAAACAGUUCCUUAGCUCCAAGCAGGGUAUGGACCUCACUGAUGAUGAAGUUAGUGAACUUAUACAGCGGCAUGAACCCUCACUGACCAUUAGAGAACAAGAGUGCCUGACCUUUGAGGGAUUUGCCCGCUACUUAAUGGACCAAGAUAACUAUGCAUUCCAGUAUGAACAACUCUUUGUAUGUAAACAGGAUCUCAAUCACCCAUUGUCUCACUACUACAUUGCCUCUUCCCACAAUACAUACCUCACUGGUCAUCAACUAAGAGGGGAAUCAUCAGUAGAACUAUACUCACAGGUUUUAUUGACUGGCUGUCGAUGUGUUGAAUUGGAUUGUUGGGAUGGAGAUGAUGGUUCACCGGUCAUAUACCACGGGCACACACUCACAUCAAAAAUCAGUUUCAAGGAAGUGGUAGAAGCCAUCAACCGAUCAGCAUUUAUCGCAAGUGACUAUCCUAUCAUUCUGUCUGUUGAGAAUCAUUGUUCUUUACAACAACAAACCAAGAUGGCUCAGAUCUUCACAGAAGUGUUUGGUGAGAAGUUGGUGAAUAAGUUCUUGUUUGAGUCUGAUUUCAGUAAUAACCCGAGACUACCAAGCCCAGAACAACUCAAACAUAAGAUACUCAUCAAGAACAAGAAGCUUAAGGCUCACCAAGCUCCGGUGGAUUUACUGAAACAUAGGGUAAUGCAGUUAGUGAGUGAGCAUAAGAGUUCUAAGGUUGAUCUGUUAGGCUCAGCAGCAAACUCAGUAUCUAUGGGUGAUAUAUCAGAAGAAGAAGAUGAUGAUUUCUUUGAAGAUGCAUAUGAAGAGGUUCUACCUGUAGAUGAUAACAUUCCGGAGACCCAAGUGGAGUUCUCUAAACCCCCUCUUGGACGCCUUGCAUCUACUCAAUCAGAAGGCUCGGAAUCUCCACCCGUACCUGAUGAAACCAAAGCAGGCUACAAGGGAUCUAUGGCUAAUGGCAAACAUAAGAGAAGUGGUAGUGGCACCCAGAUCAUCCCCCUCACUGGAACAGAGCGUAGCUAUGGCGACGACUUCUACAAGAUGGCGCAGGUCAAACACAAGAAGAAGAAAGAAACUAGUCAGAUAGCUCCAGAGUUGUCUGAUCUAGUCAUCUACACCCAGGCAGUCAAGUUUCCUGGGUUUAGCAGUACUACGGAACAGACUGUCGGGACACCCAGAGAGGUUAAACAGCUAGGUCGUCGUAGUAACCGUUCUAGCACACAAACCAGUGCUUCUAACAGCCCUGUACCAAUAGCGAAGGACAACCCAAAGAGUUCUGAGGAGAGUCCUCAAGUAAAUGGGUCUCCCGAUGAGAGAAAGCUGCAGCAUUCUGCCAUGCUGUCUCAAUCGCAGCAAGGUCUCGUAGCAGAGAAGCUGACGGCUUACAUCCAAACACCAAAGUGCUUCCAUAUAUCAUCCGUCAAUGAGAGCAAUCUCAAGAGGAUGUCCAGGAAGUACUUCUCGAAGUUUGUGGAGCAUACUGAAUAUCAGUUGAUGAGGACCUAUCCAGCAGGAAUGCGGAUUGACUCUUCUAAUUAUAACCCAGUGAUCUAUUGGUCAUUUGGAGUUCAGCUCGUAGCUCUCAAUUAUCAAACAGAUGAUCCCAGCCUUCAGACGUACUCUUCCAUGUUUGAAAGGACAGGUAACAGUGGCUAUGUUCUCAAGCCUACGAUACUAUGGGACAAGAGCCAUCCAGCAUUCAACCGAUUCAAUGCGUACAAUAAAUCAUUUGAUGGCAUGCCCAUCAAAGAACUCACGAUACAGAUUGUGUCUGGACAGUUCCUGAGCCUUACCAAUCCUCUGGGCAGUGUUUACGUUGAAGUUGAGGUGAUUGGUGUCCCUGCAGAUUGUUCCAAGUGGAAGACAAAAGUUGCUUCAAGAAACAGCAUCAAUCCUAUAUGGGAGGAAACAUUUACAUUCCAAGUGUCCUUUGAAGAGUUAGCAUUUGUCCGUUUCACAGUUGUAGACAGUAACAGUUCUAGUACCCUGGCCCAAAGGAGUGUUCCUUUGGUACAUCUUAGACAAGGAUACAGACACCUUAGAUUGCGAUCAUCUCAGAAUGUGGCCCUUGAGAUAACAACCCUCUUCAUCCAUUCUCAUUUGGAAGAGAUUCAAGAUGUAGCUACUGAAGCCAUCAAUGAAUCAAGAAGGAAGAGACAGAUGCUUUCUAAUAUGCUCUAUUAUCAUAUAGGCAAGGAUUCGGAUGUCAAGAUGGAAUUUAAGGAGAUGGUUGAUGGUUCUGAGGUGAAGAGAAGAGCGUUUCCUCUGACUGUGUUUGGUGUCUUAGAUGGAGAGGAUAGCACCACCUUGAAAGCAACGCAAGAGACAAAAGCUCAUGAGAUAGUCGCACAGGCCAUGGGUCGAGCAGACCGCCCUCUCGAGUCCAUGCAUGACUAUCUCUUGGUGGAGGAGGUUCAGGAGACUUGGGAUGAUGAAACCGAAGGAAGAACUGAUGAACGAGUAUUAGAAGGAGAUGAGAGAGUAAUGGAAGCACAGGCCAGCUGGACAGGAAAAGGAAGAUUUCUCUUAAAGCAUCUGCCACAGGAAGCUCAAUCACCACAGUCAGCUUACGACCUACUGAGAACACCCCGUUCCUUGUUUUACAGAAUGUACCGGAGGCAUCGUUCUGAUGAAUGGACGUCAAUGGAUAGCGAUGGGAGUGAUAAGACAUUCUUGGUAUGGGUUUACAAUGUCUCUCAGGACCAGCCCUAUACGGUCUUCAGAGCUCUUACAAGCAGUACAGCACAGGAUAUUAUAGCUCAGGCUAUGGCCAAGGCUCACAGACUAGACGCCAAUCCUUCCAGCUUCGUACUUGUUGAAGAUGUGUACAAGGAAUGGAGGAACCCAGACACCAGCACAGCUAAGAAGAACAUCGCUGAGAAGGUGACAAGCAGGGUGUUAGAUGAUGAAGAGAAUGUUGCUGACAUUCAGGCUCAAUGGAAAACACCAGGGAGGUUUUCACUCAGAGAAAGAGAUGAGGUGCAGGGAAGAGGAAGCAGUGGUACCUUUAAGAGGAUCAAGAAGAAAUCAAGCGGCAGUAAACCAUCUACAUCAAGUCAAAGUGCAGCAUCAUCAAAGUUGAAGAACCAGACAUUGCCUCGGAACUUCAAGCCUGAUGAAAAGAAAAUGGAAUCGAUGCAAGCUGAGAAGGAACCUCCUCCGAAACCAGCUUCCCUCCGAAGUCGAAUCAAACUUUGGAAGACGUGAUGGAAUUAUUUUAUUUUACAUGUGUCAUCUAGUAGGAGGGAGUAUCAUCAUAGCACCAGGGGCCCUGAUUCAUAAAAGCUUUAGUAAUAACAAGUUUGUAGUAGCGGUUUUAAGCUACUAUAACCAUUCAAUCUGAUUGGCUGAUUGUGAACUGUCUAAAGAAAUAGGGCAUUUGUUGUUAUAAUGAGUAUUCAUGAAAUGAGACCCAAAGUCAGAAACCCUUUUUUGUAAGAGGGCAAAUGGUGACUGAUAGGAGUCAUGAUGUUGAUGAUGAACUGCUUUCAUUUAAGAGAGGGAGAAUAGACAUCAUUCUAAUAACAGGCGUCUGAGACGUCUGUUUAGGAAAGCAAAUCUUUGAUUGUCUGAAAGUAUUCAAGUGUAUUCAUGCCAAAGUCAUUUAUUAAUUGCUAUCUGAUAGCACCUGAUGUUUAUGUGUUGAAGGAUAAUUUUUCCUGACUUUAUCAUGUUCUUUCUAUUUCAGAUGGAUAUUAGAUUAUUAUUGUUGUAUUAAGACUUUUUAGAAAGGUCUGAGCAUUGGGAUGCAUAGAAGUAUUCACUGCUGUUCACGCUAUGGGCUGGUUCUCAUUAGCACUCAUGCUCACUUUACUGUGUAGGUAUACCCAAUUAGAUCACAUUACUAUGUAAUGUAUUAAUCAUUCGGUAGUUAUACAAGUAUAUUUAUGCUUUAUGAUUUUGAAUUCCUCUAUUUUAGACACUGUGCUUGCAAUUUUUUGAAUUAUUGUAAAUGUUCCGUUUAUUUUUCUCACCUUUAAAUGUCGUGUAUUUGACCCGUGUCAUCGUUGAUAUUGUUUUUUCAUAUUAGAAAUGAGCCUUAUGUGUCGUAUAUGACUGAAUAUGUGUUAACAUCUAUUCAUUUCUUCAAUUACUUCGCUUUUUUUAAAAGUAGAUCUAGCAAGCAAUGUAAGUUGGUCCAUGACUCAGUACUCGGCAGUGGUUAUACUUUGCAUAGUAUACUGUACUGAGAUAAAGUAUUCCAUUGCUAUCAUUCACACCAUAACAAAAUCACUUGACCAAGGUUGGAUCCAGUCAGAUACAUGUACUCUUGAUAAAAAAUGUAGAUGUAAAAUAUUCAAUAAUUUCAGGGUUAAAAAAAUUGCUUUAAUGCUUCCUGUAUAAGACAUUUUUUACUACUUGACCCUGAUGCUUCCAUGAGGUAGUACAGUGCCGUGGAUUCAUCAGGGUUUGAAAGUACAACUUAAUUGUAAACCAAUAUAAGACUUUGUUGAUUAUUUGUUCUGAUGAAUUCAAUAUAACACUGUGCUUAAGGGUUUCAUUACCAUAUUCUUUUCUCUCAAAUAACUGCAGAAUUUUUGCACAAAGGCAUAAUGAAAACACAUAUAAAACUCCAUCAUUUGCUUGAUGAUAUUUAUUAAUAUAGCAAUGUCGUUGAUAUCUUCGAGAGCCCCCAAACAAGUAUUUUUCUUAAGAUUUUCUCUGGAGGAUUCAGUAGAACAGUUUUUCAUCCAGUUUUUUAUUUGUUUUUUGACAACUUUGCUUCGACAAACGAAGAAGUAAUACAAUUUUUUUUUUACUUAUUAAAGGACUGCACAAAUCCCAAGACCCAUUAAACUAUCUUUAUAUACUAUAAUUCUUCCAUCAUGACACCCUCUUUGUAAUCUAAUCAAGUACAGACAUGUUGCAUUACACUUUUCAAACAAAAAAUUAAAAAAAAUUUUACAAGUAUUUCCAUCACCAAGACUACUACCACCACAACCGCCACAAGUACCACCACUACCAGGCGCGUAUCCAGCAUCAGAUCCUACAAAGCAUUUCAUGGGUCCGAUUGUCUGGGGACAAAAGGGACUCAAUUAUGCUUGUGCAUGGGCCUAUACAUUUCUUUGUGAUACAUGUAAUUGAUGCUGGAUACGCUAUUGACUACUACUACUACUACAACU